Molecule: messenger RNA, 1151 nt
Organism: Manihot esculenta (cassava)
Lineage: Eukaryota; Viridiplantae; Streptophyta; Magnoliopsida; Malpighiales; Euphorbiaceae
Product: plant UBX domain-containing protein 4
Exons: 4
Coding region: 81-995 (304 amino acids)
Biological process (GO): Golgi organization; nuclear membrane reassembly; proteasome-mediated ubiquitin-dependent protein catabolic process
Cellular component (GO): cytosol; nucleus
Molecular function (GO): ubiquitin binding
Source: RefSeq, a predicted model, not a curated record
AAAGGAAGGAACAAUCGUCGCGUCUCUCAUUUCUUCUAGUAUUCUUCUCGUUCAAUCCAAAAAGCAAUCAGAGGAAUCUAAUGGCAUCACGAGACAAGAAACCAGCCAAGCCAUCCAGCAGUCGUGCUGGCGGUAUACGUACUCUCUCCGAUCUCAACAGACACUCCGGCCCCGAUUCCGACAGCGACGAUGAUGCUCCUCAAGAGUACUACACCGGUGGUGAGAAGAGUGGUAUGCUUGUGCAAGAUCCUUCAAAAGGUAAUGAUGUGGAUGCAAUUUUCAAUCAAGCUAGGCAACUGGGAGCUGUUGAAGGUCCUCUUGAUCAGUUCCAUCCAUCUUCAAGCUCAAGAAGCUUUACUGGAACUGGUAGAUUACUAUCAGGGGAAACUGUGCCAUCUGCUCCUCAGCAACCUGAGGCUGUGGUUCACAAUAUUGUAUUCUGGACCAAUGGUUUCACUGUAAAUGAUGGCCCUGUGAGGAGGUUGGAUGAUCCAGAAAAUGCAUCUUUCUUAGAGAGCAUCAGAAAAUCUGAGUGCCCAAAGGAGCUUGAGCCUGCAGAUAGAAGGUCCUCAGUUCAUGUCAAUCUGAUUAGAAGGGAUGAACAGUAUCCAGAACCAGAGAAGCAGCGGCAUGUUCCAUUUCAAGGUGUUGGAAGAACUCUAGGUAGCAGCAGUACUCCAGCAGCAACUGAACCAACUGUUGAUUCAGCUCCUUUGAACACUGCCCCAACCCCAUCCAGUGGCCUGGUUGUGGAUGAAACACUGCCAUCAACUUCUGUUCAGCUUAGGUUGGCAGAUGGGACACGCAUGAUUACCCACUUCAAUUACCACCACACUGUGAAUGACAUUCGAGCUUUCAUUAAUGCAUCUAGACCUGGAGGCGCUCAGAAUUAUCAACUGCAGCUGAUGGGAUUUCCUCCCAAGGUUCUUACAGAUCCAAAUCAAACAAUAGAGCAAGCAGGGCUUGCCAAUUCAGUGGUUAUUCAGAAAUUCUAGCCAAGCUGGAUGGAGGGUCGCAUGUUUUCUUUAGUCAUUACUCAGCUGCUUAUUGUAACAAGCAAACAAAUUCUAUGGACAUGUGGAACUCAUUCUCCAUUUCCUAUAUAUGAAAAGAGGAUUUCGGUGGCCGGUUGAAUGGUUAUUGUUAGUCAA